CCCUAUAGCUUUGUUUGCGAGAGGUCCCGGGUUCAAUCCCCGGCCAGACCCUUUUUGCACUUAACAGCUAAGUUUCUCUUUAAACCUUUUCUUUUCUGCUAUUCUUUUUUACACAGCAAAUGGCAGAGUGUAAUCACCACCCGGUCUAGGGUCUAUUAAGGCUUCUUCUUUCUCAUAUCACAAUAAUGCGAUUAGCAUCCGACCUCUCAUGAGUCUGAUGGAAAAAGGAUCAUACAGUAUGUGGAGACUUUCGGGCUUAAGACGAAUACGCCCUUCCAUGACAAGUCCGGUGAAGGCCGAUCUUAUAAUGGCAGCGCGUUCCAGAGAUUCUGAUUACUCAAACUUGCCGAACAUCUCUAAAGGGCCACGGAAGGAAGAGAGUGAAAAGAAAGAGGUUACCCGCCAAGUGUUGCACCACAUCCUAAGCACAAUACAAGUUCCGGCAAUGGCGACGUCGCAAACCCACUGGGUCAUUGUCGCGUUGGAGACGUUCUUCUGCCCACUGCCAGAUUUCACACUCCCAGCCCCUCAUACCUGCGAGUUCCGGAAUUAUGAGCGGACAAGACCAGAUCAGAUCGCGGAGAGAAUUAAGGAUGCCGAUAUUGUAAUCAUGACAAUCCUUCCACUGACAGCGGAGGUCCUCAGUGCCGAGGUAACCCCGCGUCUGAAGAUGGUAUCUGUAAUUGCCUCGGGCACAGAUACCGUGGAUCUGGCAGCGUGUAGAGCACGUGGCAUAGUUGUGGGCAACACGCCACACUGCAAUGUCACGACGGUCACGGAGCACGUGCUCGCGCUGUACUUCGCGACGCGCCGGUCCAUCAUGCUGACGCACAAUUUAACACGCGCCGGGGACUGGGCUACCAAGGGCUCGCAACAAAGCACAAUGAAUGGACCCGACGGGAAGGCGCCGCGGACGUGCCGCGACGAGGUCGUGGGGAUCAUCGGCUACGGCGCCAUCGGGAGGAACAUCGAUGUGGCGGCUAAGACAUUGGGCAUGAAAACCCUUAUAGCCGGGCGUAAAGGGGCCCUAGCGACAGAAGGCCGCGUUCCAUUCGAGACGGUGAUCCGCGAGGCCUCGGUUUUGGUAGUGGUUUUGCCGCGGUCGCCAGAGACGCUCAAUCUCAUCUCGACGACAGAGUUCGAUUCGAUGAAACCUUACGGCUUGUUGAUCAAUGUCUCGCGGGGCGGCAUUGUGGACGAGAAUGCUCUUGUAGCCGCGCUGAGGGAAGGCAAGAUCGCGGGUGCCGGCACCGAUGUUUACUCCAGGGAGCCGGCAGAACCGGGAAGUAACGUUUUGCUCGCUGCCGACACGGCGGAGCUCAAUUUAGUCAUGACACCUCAUGUGGCGUGGUACUCGGAGGAAACUUUUGAUAAUUACAGCCGGACGUGUAGGGCGAAUAUUGCCGGGUUUGUGACGGCUGGACAGCCUGAGCACCGGGUCUGCUAAGGCAUCAUACAAUACGAUGCGAUUAUGAUGAGGAUUAUGGGAUCUGUUAGUUAUGUAUUAUCUUGACCUUGGUCAACACUUUGGGAAUAGACUAGAUGCGAUUGGGAUGCUAAAGGCUGGUAGUGAGCGACCUCAGCCCUGAAGUCAAAUACCUACCUAAUACUUUGACAGUGUCGGAUAGUAAUCUCUAUUUUUAUGGUUUGUUUGUAUGGUACGUAGCUUGAGGUAUCAUCCUACUCUGUCCUAC
Xylaria bambusicola is the source of this 1694-nucleotide messenger RNA. RefSeq names its product D-isomer-specific 2-hydroxyacid dehydrogenase family protein. Gene Ontology annotation, molecular function: oxidoreductase activity, acting on the CH-OH group of donors, NAD or NADP as acceptor; NAD binding. Bases 209 to 1447 code for a protein of 412 amino acids. Lineage: Eukaryota; Fungi; Ascomycota; Sordariomycetes; Xylariales; Xylariaceae. The transcript is spliced from 3 exons. The record is from RefSeq and is a predicted model, not a curated record.